Manihot esculenta (cassava) is the source of this 890-nucleotide messenger RNA. Its product is annotated as protein CREG1. Lineage: Eukaryota; Viridiplantae; Streptophyta; Magnoliopsida; Malpighiales; Euphorbiaceae. The transcript is spliced from 6 exons. The record is from RefSeq and is a predicted model, not a curated record. Bases 122 to 766 code for a protein of 214 amino acids.
GAAGAUACAAGCUCCUGUAGUUCUCUUAGACAAGGAACUUGAAAGAGCAGACCACGGUCACGGUUAUAAAUAUGGAGAUGAACUGGUUCUUAAUCUUCAUUCUGUUCUUUCUUAAAUCAUCAUGGGAAUCAAAAGUCCUGUCAGUUGUUUCUUUCUAUCCAUGGUCUUGCUUAUUUCUGUGGGAUUUCAAGAUUCUGUACAGGGAAGGCUGUUAUUGAUAAAGAAACCAGACCCAGAUAAUGCUGCAGCAACAGCUCGUUGGCUGGUUUCUCAGAAUUCUUGGGGGGUUCUGAAUACCAUAUCCAUGGAUUUGGGAGGAGCACCCUUUGGGAAUGUUGUUUCAUUUAGUGAUGGGUUACCUAAUGAAAGUAGCGGUAUCCCAUACUUCUAUUUGACGACUCUUGAUCCGACUGCAAGAAAUGCAUUGAAAGACCAGAGGUCUUCUCUCACAAUCAGUGAAUACAGUAUAGGAACUUGUGGCAAGAAAGACCCUGAGAACCCAAGUUGCGCAAAGAUUACCCUGACUGGAAAGUUAAAGUUACUCGAGGGAGACUCUAAGGAAAUAGAAUUUGCUCGAAACGCCUUAUUUACCAAACAUCCUGAGAUGGAGGGCUGGCCUAAGGGUCACAACUUCCAGUUCUUCAAACUAGAGAUCGAAGAUAUAUUUUUGAUUGACUGGUUCGGUGGUCCUAAACCUCUCACGUUAGAUCAGUACUUCCAUACUGAACUGAGUAAUGUAGCUGCCAUACUCUUUGUUCCCUUAUGAUAUCCGCUGAGCAAGUGAAAUGUGUAUAAUGAAUCCACUGUAAAUAAGACGAGAUAAUUGUUGUUUUAUUUAUGUACUGCAACUAUCAUUCCUUUAUAUUAUUGCCUGAAAAUUCAUUGGAAAA